Messenger RNA from Lineus longissimus, 927 nucleotides. RefSeq names its product NADH dehydrogenase [ubiquinone] 1 alpha subcomplex subunit 11-like. Lineage: Eukaryota; Metazoa; Nemertea; Pilidiophora; Heteronemertea; Lineidae. Gene Ontology annotation, biological process: mitochondrial respiratory chain complex I assembly. The transcript is spliced from 4 exons. Bases 20 to 547 code for a protein of 175 amino acids. The record is from RefSeq and is a predicted model, not a curated record.
UGUCCUUGGCUUCGGAACGAUGGCGGAAAAUGAUGACAAAAAGACGGUUUUGGCGUAUGACAAACUUUAUGAAACACCGGAUGGAACUGACUGUAUUGGAAAAAUGCUCAGAGCUACUGCAAUGACUUCAUACAUCGGCAUGGUAUGGAGUGGGAUCGAUAUCAUUGGUUUAUCAAAACCAGCCACGGUGAUGGCAGGUGUUGUACGAGCUGGAAGCUUUAUAAUUCCUGCAGCUGCCAUUGGAGCUACGUACAGCGCUGCAACAUGCAUAUCGGGAAAAAUUACCGGUGUUGACGAUGGAAUCAAUCAUUUCUUCGGAGGCUGUGCUGCUGGGGUAAUCAUUGGAGCCAGAACGAAGAAAAUUGGUUAUGGAAUUGGUUUCGGUUUAGCAUUUGGUAUCGCUGGGUUUAUGGCUAAAAAAGCCUAUGUCGAGGAUGUCGGUAUUGUGUUGCGCCCAGGGGAUCGUAAACAUUAUCCGGACCAGGGUGGAUUCUUCCAUUACAGUAAUUCAUACGAUCCAUGGAGGAAAGAAGUAAAACGAACCUAACUUUAGCGGAAUUAGUUUCGAUUGUACACGUUUUUGUUUGGACUGGUAGAACAAGACAUUCUAGUCCAUGGCAAUUUUUCAGCCAAACUUAAAAAUGUUUGGAAAAUGAAGUAUGUUAUCUUGGUGAGGUGAGUCAAGCUGUGGGAAUUAGGUUUAUUCCUUAACCGUGGCCAAGGAAAAAGGAAAGUUUUUCAUGAUCCUGGCAAACAACUCAUCAAGAUUUUGUGAAGGAUUACAUCAGAAUAUUCUGUAUUACUAUCCUCGGCUCUGUGAUACUUCAAACAGAGAUGGUUGAAGAAUGUGCUUACAAUUACAUGUAGCCUUGUACAUAGUGCUUGUAAAAUUGACUUUUGUUGUGAAAUAAAAUGAUAAUUCCAUAA